UACACUGAUUAGAUGACUAGUUUUUAAAAUAUUAGCCUCUCCUCUUUCCUUUGUCAAGCUUUAUUUUUUUGUACACAAUGUGGGAGAAGAUGCAUGAACGCAAUUAACCUUUCUUUAAAGAAACAGUUUCUUCGGAAUUAGGCGGCUUAAUUUAUCAUCAUUGGGCAAGCAUACACUUGCCUUAGGUGGAGCUUCUAUUAAUUCUCCGGAUCACGAAUAAUCACGAAAACCAUUCUGGAAACUGGUUCAGUUAGCUUCAGUGGCAGUUAGUAAAAGUUCAGAGCAGAAUGAAAGGAUCGAUUAUAAGUAAAGAACUGAAAGGACAUGUAUUGGAAGGCAAAGAAAAAAGGUGGAAUGACAAAUGUCUCACUGGCAAAUUCUACAUCUUACUAGACUGAAGCAUCAAAAGAAUUACAGUUUUCCAUUUUCCGAGGCAGACGUCAGCGAUCGAUCAUCCGCGCACGAGAUAUAUGAUCUCCGUUUCGCUUGGCGUAAUUCGUGCGGAGCUGAUCGAUCAUUAAGCUUGCCUCUCGUUCGUUCCGCUGCACUCGCACGUGUGCAUGCAUUGCACCGCUCCUGGUACUACGCCACACGGUUUUAGCCGUCCAAUUUCAUAUUUGCACCGACACCAGACCGAACGCGAACUUGAACUUAGAUUCGUUCGAGCGCAGACUUACGAAUGAUGAUCAGGAAAUUGGCAAUUAGGAACGAACGAUAAGUUGGACUUGCGAGAACGUUUUAUUACAGCCGUUUUUGACUGCAACUUCAUUUCCGAUUGUCUAUAAAACUCGAACGAGAACAGCACGAAACGCAUGCAAAGAUGCGCAGCCCCGAUAAAUCUAUAAGAUAAGACGAUCCGUAUUCUGUACAUUUGUGCCGAAUUCAGCUCAGGUGUAAAGUUGGUAUAUACCAGGUGCUACGCAGAUUGCCGCAUACGCAGAGUUUCGUAUUCCAAUUUUUAUGCAUGGAUGUCAAAGUCUCAUUAUCAGGGAACCAUCGAGAGAAACUGUGAACAAUGCAAGGAAUAUAUGGAAUUUUUCUUACAUUCUGUCAAUCCAUCUUCGGCAAGCAAAAUGAGAAUAUGUGAAAACACCGCUGUGAGCGAGUCGACGCGUUUUUGCGGAAGUCAUGCCGGUUAAGGAGCAAUCGUUGAAUGGAAACGAGUGGCGUUUUAUGGACCGUCGAACUGCAUCAGACUGUGGAUCAUAAAUUUUGACAAAUAAAGUGGAAGAAUGCGUACACUUUCCAAUCUGAAGAAAUGUUUCAGCGAGUAAACUUGACAUGUAAUUAUUGUUGAUACAGAAAAGGAAUAUGCGAUGAUUUUGGAGCAAUCUGUUUGCGCACGACUAUUAGUAAUUUGAAAAACUGUGUCACGACGUAAUUUAAAUUCUGGAUACGAGAAACAAGUUCAACAAAUGGCGGAAUCCGCAUCCAACAUGCCAGAAGAGAAAGACGCUACCGUGGCUGAUGCAACACUUAUCUGUGAUAAGCGACAUUGUAGGGAGAUGCGGAAGGAGAAGUUACCCCCUUAUCUUCGAGACAGAGAAAGGAUACUUUAUCCACGUAAUACGAGAACUCUGCCAAAAGUACCGGUAAUCGGCGGACAACCCAUCGACGAAGAAACAUGCAUGUUUCUCGUUGUAUUACGAGUCACACUAUUACAGGCUUUGAGGACAUUAGUCUUCGGUUCCUGCGCGACUCCACCUAAGAUUGAAUGGGCAAGGACCGGACUGACUUUACGACCAUAUGGACAGAGUUUGGCGUUUGGAUUGAGAGCGCCUAGGAACACAACAAGAGGCCUCGUCACUGCAGUGCAGGCUGUCAUGUUAAAACAUUUUUUAUUUAAGUGCAACAGGCAAGAUCAACGCGUAAAUCCCGAAGAUUUGCUGAAACCUUCAUACGAUCGACAAAUCGAAGUGCUGACUUCUGCAAUAUCGGAGAUUAUUUGGCGCUGCACCGGUGGCUUCUCCGUAUCCACGUGCUCAAAUGUCGUCAGCAACACCGUGCCAAAGGCCGUGGUGGUUCUGCCACAGGAUAUACCUUAUCUUCAACAUAAUGUGCGAUAUUUUCAAGAUGGAUUAACAGAAACACUGCACCUCUUUGAAUUCAAUUCCUUGGAAGAUCUUGAGAUAUUUAUCAAGAGGUACUUGUACUUGUUUCACGACGAAGGUGGAGCCGGUGCGAUUUUACUUUUAUACAGUGCCGUUCUCUCGAGAAGCCUUUCAAAAGUUCAGAGUGAUUUGGAAGAUCCAAAGGCAUCGAUUCUCGGUGGAUGUCCGGAAGAAGGCCCAAUUAGCGUCAUCGUCCUCACUUUAACUGGUCGUGUUUCACCGCAUCUCCACAACGGAGUGGUUCACGUUGGCGAUGAAAAUACAUACUCUCUACCACAAUGGGGCGUCCUUAUAAGAAGCGAAGUAGGAUUCUUAAUACACGAAGGCGACAAUAAUUUGAGCAAACAGCCAGGUUCUCGCUUGAAGACACCCACUCUACCGAUAUGGCUGACUCUUUGUCUCGGUCAUCACGGCGUGCUCUUCAACACGAAUCGAGAAUUGCUGAGAAACUAUCACGCAGAACGACGGUUUGAGGUCCAAUAUUUCACCUGCGGUGGCAGUCACGCUACGUUGACGGUGGACACCAGGGCAAACGAGACUUCCGGAAAAUCAGAUUCUGCAACAAUGGAAGCCAUGGAUAUCGCCACAACACCGUUAGAAAAACUCAUUCGAUCCAAAAUUCAAGGUAUCUCUUCCACUUAUUGUUCCACGCUGCACCAAAGGUGGCAGGAUGCUCUCAUACAAUGGAACGGAACACCGGUGAUGUGAGCGAUACGAGAGGAUGACGAUCAAACCUCCUUUCUGUAUUAAGCUGUGUUAAUUCGUGUAAUCCGUGAUUCCAUGUGCUAAUCGAUCAGCGUUGGUUGAACGCUGCGCAUACUUAUAAUCUUCAGCAAAGGCUUUCAACUGUUGUUAAAUACACAAGUAGAAGUUAUUUGUGUCGCAUAAUUUUACAUGCGUGAUAAAAUAUUUUUUAGCGCUUUCAAAUAGUAUUUGCAGGUACCUGUACGAUGAUCGAGAAAAGCUUUAUUAUUUUAUAAAAUGUUUUAUGUGUCAAUAAAUGGCUGUUAACACUAUAAAUUCUUUAAAAAAAAU
Messenger RNA from Linepithema humile (Argentine ant), 3146 nucleotides. NCBI's taxonomy places the organism in Eukaryota, Metazoa, Arthropoda, Insecta, Hymenoptera, Formicidae. The record is from RefSeq and is a predicted model, not a curated record.